AUGGUCUCUAUGAAGCAACGCGUCACACUCCGGACUGCCAUCAAUGUUACCAGAUAUCCAAUAGCUCCUAUUGCUUCCUGGCCGUUGCCGCGAAGAGUCUCCCGCUUGAAUGUCGCGUUGCAUAACUUUCGCUGGUGGUUUUCAAUCCUCCACACCAUAAGCAAUUCUUACGGCUGGUUUUACAACGUUUAUAGCCACAGUGGCGACCCCGACGUCAUGAUUAGAGCUUUGUCAGAGAUUGGUGCCCUGUACUCUACGAUUUUCAAAAUGUUGAUCUGCAAAAUAGAAGCUCCAGGUCUGCAGUACCUGAUCGCCGAGAUGCAGGAAUUUCUGGAUAAAGCAAACGACAAGGAACUGGAAUUAAUUCAGCAGUACGUGGACAAAUGUCUGCGUUCUCAUAUAGGUAAUUUUUCUCAGAUUUUUCUCUCCGUGCACAUACUGGCGAAGUAUGUUUUCUUCGAGUUGGUUUCCGCUUUGGAACUCUUCUUAUUCACCUGGCCAGCAGACAAUCUAAUCGACAAGACCGAGAAAAUCGGAUACGCAGCCUACGGCUGUACCUGGGACGGAAAACCGUCCGGUAUGCUUCAUGACUUGUUAAUUGUCAUGCUCCGAGCUAAAUCCCCGGCGGUCAUACCGAUUGAUGGCUUGCUUACCAUCUUGUCACUUGAACUCUACGGAUCCACGAUGUCGGCUAGUUUCUCCUAUCCCACAACCCUGCGAGUUAUCGCUGUUACUUAGGCAAGGCCCGACGGGAAAACGUUCACCGCUAGAACGUUGAUCGAUAGUUCACUCAGAUGAAAAUCCCGUAUAUCAUUCGAU
Molecule: messenger RNA, 819 nt
Organism: Neodiprion fabricii
Lineage: Eukaryota; Metazoa; Arthropoda; Insecta; Hymenoptera; Diprionidae
Exons: 5
Coding region: 1-738 (245 amino acids)
Biological process (GO): detection of chemical stimulus involved in sensory perception of smell; sensory perception of smell
Cellular component (GO): plasma membrane
Molecular function (GO): odorant binding; olfactory receptor activity
Source: RefSeq, a predicted model, not a curated record